AUGUCGAAGGUGGACCCUUCGCUCCCAUAUGAUCCAUUUUUGAAGCAUUUGGGCAAUAAUGACAAUUAUAUCAAGGCAUUGUGCUUGCACAGCUUGACAAUUCUCCUUUCUAAAGCCGACAAACAAGGCAAUUCGGGUGCUGAAAUCGAUAACGAGGUUUUGAUUAAACUUUUCGAUACGUUGUCUUCGAACCAUUUCAUCGGUAGCAACGAGUCUAGUUAUCAAGCAAUUGGAAUCCAGAUCUUGCAAGAGUUGGUAAUAAGCAAGAAUUUCAGACAGGUGUACCAGAAACACAAUUUAGUUUCCAAUUUCAAGUCCAUAAACCACUUGAUUUCCAACCUGGCUAGACUUCCCAAUUCGUCCAGUUUACAGUUAUCUUACAACGUAUUGUUGACUACGUGGGUUUUGUCGUUCAGCGCAGACAUUAAUAGGCUAUUGAUUCACAACUACCCGGAUCUCAUUGGCAGCCUCUUGACCAUCUCCAAGGACUCCAUCAAAUUGAAGAUUGUCAGAAUGGCGGUUUCCAUUUUAAAGAACUUUGUCUCAGUGUCAAGUAGCGAGAGCGACAAGUUCAGAACCAUCAAAAUCAUCUUGUUUGAUGAUGGACUUUCCAUAAUGAAGACUUUGCAGGAACGUAAAUUUGCCUCGAGCGGUAGCGAUGAUGAACUUUCCAAUGAUUUGCAAUAUCUCGUCGACACUUUGAGCGAAGUUGUUUCUGAAAAAUUGUCGUCUCUAGAUGAGUAUCUCACCCAGCUCGACAAUCCCAACCUCAUCAGUUGGUCUUCUCCAGUGCAUAAAUCGUCUCAAUUCUGGUUAGAAAAUUCGGGUAAAUUCAAGGACAAUUCUUUCAAACUCGUCAAGCGGAUCUUUCAGAUAUUGGACCUGGAGGCCCAUGUGCCAGCCAAGGUGAUUUUGUUGAACAAUCUUCAAUCUUUAAUCAAAAAUUUGGGCCAAGAUUUGGUCAAGUUCAUCAACGAAGCCAACGGUGGUGCGUAUAAAUUGCGUAUUAUGACGCUCUUAGACAAAAAUGAUGGUGAUAACGAAUUGAAGUAUGAGGCUUUGAAAACGAUACAACUCUUGGUGGGCCAUAACUUUUAA
Molecule: messenger RNA, 1098 nt
Organism: Meyerozyma guilliermondii ATCC 6260
Lineage: Eukaryota; Fungi; Ascomycota; Pichiomycetes; Serinales; Debaryomycetaceae
Gene: VMA13
Product: H(+)-transporting V1 sector ATPase subunit H
Exons: 1
Coding region: 1-1098 (365 amino acids)
Biological process (GO): proton transmembrane transport
Cellular component (GO): fungal-type vacuole membrane; vacuolar proton-transporting V-type ATPase, V1 domain
Molecular function (GO): proton-transporting ATPase activity, rotational mechanism
Source: RefSeq, a predicted model, not a curated record